This is a messenger RNA of Bubalus bubalis (water buffalo), 5598 nucleotides long. Its product is annotated as ATP-binding cassette sub-family C member 4-like. Gene Ontology annotation, biological process: transmembrane transport. NCBI's taxonomy places the organism in Eukaryota, Metazoa, Chordata, Mammalia, Artiodactyla, Bovidae. Gene Ontology annotation, molecular function: ABC-type transporter activity; ATP hydrolysis activity; ATP binding. Gene Ontology annotation, cellular component: plasma membrane. The record is from RefSeq and is a predicted model, not a curated record.
AGAAAUAAUACUUUUGAAUACAGUUAUUUUCUUCAUAUAUAUUUAUAUGGGCUUUAUAUAUGGGAAAAAAGUUUGAAGUUCUUUAUUUCUCUCUUGCACUGAUAUCUGCUUAUUGGCUGAUUCAAAUUUAUUUAUUUGAGGGAUAAACAAAGUAAACCUCGAUUUCUUGCUUAUGUACUUUUCUCUGUGCUCAGUUCACUACUGAGUGUGCUUCAUGCCACGAGAAGCAUGUGCUGUGGUCUUUCCUUUUCCCUCCUCUUAUCAAAACAGGAUUCCUCAGGGCCAGCCUAGCAGUAGGACAGACACUGGGGAGCCUGGGACUGUCAUCUCAGUAGCCUGGCAGCUUUGCGCCUGUCAUCUGUGCUCACCUCCACCGACCAGUACAGGCCACUAGCUCAGGGUAUCUCUCGGUGGGGUGGGAUCUGUCCCAGAAAGGCCCACCAGAGUACUUCUCCAUUCCAGUUGGAGACCUUCCCACAGCACCCUUGUUUGGUCCUGAUGAGGGCAGCGUGCCCAGAGGGCGGGCUGCUAUCUGCUUCUGCCAGCUUUCUCUGGGUCUUCACCACAGCUGAGGGGCGUUUCCGCUCCAGCCUGCCCCUCCCUCUCCACCUUCUGUGUUGGGGUCCGGGCUCAGACCGUGCCCUCCGAUAGCGUUUGUAGCCAGGGUGGGAACGAGGGCGCCUGGGGUCCUACGUCCCCCGCCGUGCAGUUCCCCCACCGCCACCAUCAGCGGCGCCUGCAGCCUCGCCUCACACCUGCGUGAGGCCCGCGGCUGCCCCCACCUCACAGGCCGGCAAGAUGCUGCCGGUGUCCCCGGAGGAGAAGCCCAAUCCGAUGCAGGACGCGAGCAUCUGCUCGCGGCUGUUCUGGUGGCUAAACCCCUUGUUUAAAAUUGGUGAUGAACAGAAAUUAAAACAAGAUGACAUGUACUCAGUGCUUCCGGAAGAUCGCUCCCAGCACCUCGGAGAAGAGCUGCAAGGGUACUGGGAUCAAGAAGUUUUGAGAGCCAAGACAUACAAACGGGAGCCUUCUUUAAUGAAAGCAAUCGUAAAGUGUUACUGGAAAUCCUGUCUAGUUUUGGGAAUAUUUACCUUUCUUGAGGAAGGCACCAGAGUAAUUCAACCCAUAUUUUUGGGGAAAAUGGUUAGUUAUAUUGAAAACUAUGAUCCUGCCAAUUCUGCUGCUUUGCAUGAAGCCUAUGGCUAUGCAGCAGGGCUGAGCACCUGCGUGCUCGUGUGGGCCAUUCUGCACCACUUGUACUUCUACCACAUGCAGCGUGUGGGGAUGAGGCUGAGAGUAGCCGUGUGCCAUAUGAUCUACCGCAAGUCACUUCGCCUGAGUAGCUCAGCCAUGGGAAAGACCACCACAGGCCAGAUAGUCAACCUCCUGUCCAACGAUAUGAACAGAUUUGAUCAGGUAACAACGUUCUUGCACUAUCUGUGGGUGGGGCCACUGCAGGCUAUCGCAGUGACUGCCCUGCUCUGGAUGGAAAUAGGAAUAUCGUGUCUUGCUGGGAUGAUGGUUCUCAUUAUUCUUCUGCUUUUGCAAAGCUGCACUGGAAAUUCAUUUUCAUCACUCAGGAGUAAGACCGCAGCUCUCACUGAUGAUAGGAUCAGGAUCAUGAGCGAAGUCAUAACUGGCAUCAAAACAAUAAAAAUGAAUGCUUGGGAAAAGUCAUUUAUAGACCUUAUUACCAGACUGAGAAGGAAGGAAAUUUCCAGGAUUCUGAAAAGUUCCUACCUUAGGGGCAUGAAUUUGGCAUCAUUUUUCGCUAUCAGCAAGAUUAUGAUUUUUGUCACCUUCAUCACCAAUGAGCUCCUUGACAACCGGAUCACAGCCAGCCAGGUGUUUGUGGUGGUGACGCUGAUUGAGGCUCUGCGGUUCUCGAGCACCCUCUACUUCCCCAUGGCUGUCGAGAAGGUGUCAGAGGCUGUUGUCAGCAUCCGAAGAAUCAAGAAUUUUUUAUUACUUGAUGAAAUACCACAGGUCAACACUCAGCUGCCAUCAGAGGGUGAAGUGAUGGUGGACAUGCAAGACUUCACUGCUUUUUGGGAUGAGGAAUCAGAAAUCCCAACCCUACAAGGCCUUUCCUUUACUGUCAGACCUGGUGAACUGUUAGCUGUGGUCGGACCUGUGGGAGCAGGAAAGUCCUCACUGUUAAGCGCUGUGCUGGGGGAGCUGCCCCCGAGCCAGGGGAAGGUCAGCGCGCUCGGGAGGAUCGCAUAUGUUUCUCAACAGCCCUGGGUGUUUCCAGGAACUGUGAAGAGUAACAUUUUAUUUGGGAAGAAAUAUGAAGAAGAACGAUAUGAAGAAGUAAUAAAGGCUUGUGCUUUGGAAGAGGAUUUUCAGAAUUUGAAGGAAAGAGAUCUAACUGUGACAGGAGAUGGAGGAACCCCGCUGAGUGAAGGCCAGAAAGCCCGGGUCAGCCUCGCCAGAGCUGUGUAUCAGGACGCAGACAUCUACCUCCUGGAUGAUCCGCUCAGCUCAGUGGAUGCAGGAGUCAGCAGGCAUUUGUUCGAACAGUGUAUUCGUCAGGCCUUGAAGGAGAAAAUCACAAUCUUAGUAACUCAUCAGUUGCAGUACCUAGAAGAUGCAAGUCAGAUUCUGAUACUGAAAGAUGGCAAAACAGUGAAAAGGGGGACUUACUCUGAGUUCCUGAAAUCUAGGGUAGAUAUUCUUUCCCUUUUUGACAAGGGGAAUAAGCAAUCUGAACCAUCUCCAGUUCCAGGAACUCCCACUCUGAUCUCCAAGUCUUUGAGUCGGUCUCUACAGUCUCCUAGACCCUCAUGGAAGGAUGUAGCUCCAGAAGACCAAGAUACUGAGAACAUACAGGUUACACUACCUUUAGAAGACCAGUUGGAAAGAAAAGUGGAUUUUAAGACCUAUGCAAGUUACUUCACAGCUGGUGCUCACUGGUCUGUCAUCAUCUUCCUUAUUCUAGUAAACAUCACAGCUCAGGUUGCCUAUGUCCUGCAGGAUUGGUGGCUUUUAAACUGGGCAAAUGUACAAAGUGGCCUAUAUUUUGGGACAUAUGUAGAAGAAGCCACAGAUGUAAUGUUUGUGCUGAACUGGUUCUUAGGAGCUUAUUCAGGGUUAACUGUAUCUACCUUCCUUUUUGGCAUCACAAGGUCUCUGCUGUUAUUCUAUGUCCUUGCUAAUUCUUCACAAACUUUGCACAACAAAAUGUUGGAGAGCAUUUUGAGAGCUCCGGUAUUGUUUUUCAACAGAAAUCCAAUAGGAAGAAUUUUAAAUCGUUUCUCCAAAGACAUUGGGCAUAUGGAUGACUUGCUGCCCCAGAUAUUUCAAGAUUUCAUCCAGAUGUUUUUACUUGUGAUUGGUGUGAUGGGCGUGAUGGUGGCUGUGACUCCUUGGGUUGCUGUACUUGUGAUUCCCUUUGGCAUCAUUUUCUUUGCUAUCCAGUGGUAUUUCUUAAGGUCAUCACGAGACGUGAAACGCCUGGAAUCUGCAGCACAGAGUCCAGUGUUUUCUCACUUAGCAUCUUCUCUCCGGGGACUCGGGACCAUCCGGGCGUACAAAGCCAAACACAAGUUUCAGAAACUGUUCGACACAUACCAGGAUUUGCACUCAGAGGCUUGUUUCCUGCUUUUGACGAUGUCCCAACAGCUCGCUGUGUAUCUGGAUGUCAUCUGUGCCAUCUUUGUCGCUAUUGUUUCCUUUGCAGCCCUGAUUCUGGCAGAUACUUUGAAUCCUGGGGAGGCUGGCCUGGUCCUGUCUCUAAUCAUCACAUUUACAGGGAUGUUCCAGUGGUGUAUCAAGCAAAGUACCGAAGUUGAGAAUAUGAUGAUUUCAGUAGAAAGGGGGAUUGAAUAUACAGACCUUGAAAAAGAAGCACCCUGGGAACUUGAGUAUCGUCCACCACCAUCCUGGCCUCAUGAAGGAAGGAUUUACAUUAUUUAUGUUAAUUUCAAGUACAGCCUGGAUGGGCCUCUGGUAUUGAAGAACCUGGACACGCUCAUUGACCCAAGAGAAAAGCGUGGCAUUGUGGGAAGAACAGGAGCUGGAAAAAGUUCCCUCAUCACUGCUCUUUUUAGAUUGUCAGAACUUGAAGAACCUGACAUUUGGAUCGAUGGGAUCUGGACAACCAGCAUUGGACUUCAUGAUUUAAGGAAGAAAAUGUCAGUUGCACCUCAGGAACCUGUUUUAUUCACUGGAACAAUGAGGAACAAUCUGGAUCCAUUUAAUGAACAUACAGAUGAGGAACUGUGGAAUGCCUUAGAAGAGGUGCAACUUAAAGACAUCUUUGAAUAUCUUCCUGGUAAAAUGAAUACUGAAUUAGCAGAAUCUGGGUUGAACUUAAGUGUUGGACAGAAACAACUGGUGUGCCUUGCUCGGACUAUUCUUAAGAAAAGUCAGAUAUUGAUUAUUGACAAAGCCACAUCAAAUGUGGAUCCAAGAACUGAUGAGUUAAUACAAAAAAAAAUUCAUGAGAAAUUUGCCCACUGCACUGUGCUAACCAUCACACACAGGUUGAGCAAUGUCAUUGACUGUCAACGGAUAUCGGUUUUGGAUUCAGGGAGACGGAAAGAAACUGGUCAGCCAAAUGAUUUGCUGCAGAAUAGAAACAGUCUGUUUUAUAAAAUGGUGCAACAUCUGGGCAAGGAGGAAGUAGCUGUCCUCAAUGAAAGGGCAAAAUAGGACAGGGAGUUGUCAUUAAAGUUUGUCUCCAGGUUCACUCUUCACAAGGUCUCUAUCAGGGGUCUGAUAACAAGCACUCUGUGGCCUUAUAAAUCUCCAGAGACUAAGCUUCAUGAGUGGGUCUUAACAACACAAGGUGGGUUAAGAGCAGGUCUGCUGAGAAUCUGCAGCAGUGGUGGGGGUGGGGUCAGGAUGUGUGCACCCUUCUGUGUGCACACACCUGUGCCUGCGACAGAGAUUUCAGAUUGGACUUCCACAUUUCUGGGCUCUGGGCUCAAAUUCUCAUAGAGCACAGAACACUCUCACUUUGCAGACCCUUUGCAUUCAUUCUGAUUGGUGCUCAGCAUAUUUGUGAUGCAAGUUCUGUCAAGGAAUAUCCAGGAAAUUUGAGAGUUCAGGAGACAAUUUUUGAAAUAUUUUGAUUCUAGGAAGAUCUUCCAGGGAAAGGUGUAGGUCUCUUCUGUUUUCUAAUCUGUAAGGAAAACUUCUUCCUCUACCUUCUAGAAGAUGAAAUUGUCAUCAGGACAAAUCAAGAACUCACAACACCUUCACACUGUAGUCUGAAUGGUGCUUGAAGGUUUACAGAGCACUUUCUCAGAGAUGAGGUGUGCAAAGCACUAAGCACUGUGCAUGGUGUGAGGAAGGGGCUCUAUGGGUAACAUUCAGGUCACAUGACAUCUUCCAAACAAAGGUGAGAUGGUCACUGAGAUCUAGGUUAGGAUACUUAGCCAUUGUCAUUCAGCCAUCUGUAAGUUUUCCUGGAAGAAGGUGGGAGUGGGAAUAGGGUUGAUGGGAAGAUGGAGGGGAGGAAGGUCUGGUGUUCUUGACCCUUGACAUGCAGGGUUUGGGGUGGGAUGAGGCUUCCAGGUGCCUGUGGUGAGGCUUCUCCAUAGAAAAUUUAUCUCUGAGUAUUAAAUUAUGGGUAUAUUUUCUAUUCUCAUA